Molecule: messenger RNA, 243 nt
Organism: Babesia bigemina
Lineage: Eukaryota; Apicomplexa; Aconoidasida; Piroplasmida; Babesiidae
Exons: 2
Coding region: 1-243 (80 amino acids)
Source: RefSeq, a predicted model, not a curated record
AUGGCGCAUUGGACCCACGGAUCUUCUGCCACUUUGUUGAACAUGUAUAUGCUUGCUAGUCAGUUCAAAUCUUUCUCGAUGUACGUCGGUGCUCCCAAAUUCCCAUUGUCCAUCAAUGCGGAACAAAUUUGUAUGGGAACGGCAAACACGGAUGUGCCCCAAGAAGUGUUCACGACGUCACAAACGAGGGACAAUAGCUCUAUGAGUUGCACACUGCAUGUACGUAUUUUGAGUGAAAUUUAG